AUAGGUCAAUCUCAUAUAAAUAGCUUAAACAAACCCUAGCUUCAAAAUUCACACUUCUUCUUCGCCCGUCGGCAGCUCAAACCAGAGACGACUUAACAGGUAAAAUGGCGGUUCCUCUAUUGACCAAGAAGAUAGUGAAAAAGCGUGUGAAGCAGUUCAAAAGGCCUCAACAUGAUCGUAGAAUCUGUGUGAAGACUAACUGGAGAAGGCCAAAGGGUAUUGAUUCUCGUGUAAGGAGAAAGUUCAAGGGAGUUACUCUCAUGCCCAACAUAGGUUAUGGAUCAGACAAGAAAACUCGUCACUUCCUUCCAAAUGGGUUCAAGAAAUUCAUUGUUCACAAUGUGAAGGAAUUGGAAAUCUUGAUGAUGCAUAACAGGACUUAUUGUGCUGAGAUUGCUCACAAUGUUUCGACGAGGAAAAGAAAGGAGAUUGUUGAGCGAGCUGCUCAGCUUGAUGUUGUUGUGACUAACAAAUUGGCUAGGUUGCGCAGCCAAGAAGAUGAAUGAGUGUCUGAUUCAGUAUUUGAAGUAUUUCAUUAUGUUUGGAACUGUGUUUUUUGUUUGUUUGAUUGUUUUUCAUUUUAAUGGAUUAAAAGGAAUAUUGUUUCAGAAUUUUCAAGAUAUCCAGAAGACAACUUGUUGUUUUUAAAAUUUUGAAUGAGAUGCUGUCAAAAUCUUAUUACA
Messenger RNA from Impatiens glandulifera, 683 nucleotides. Its product is annotated as 60S ribosomal protein L32-1-like. Gene Ontology annotation, molecular function: structural constituent of ribosome. Gene Ontology annotation, cellular component: cytosolic large ribosomal subunit; ribosome. The coding region runs from base 105 to 506 and encodes 133 amino acids. Gene Ontology annotation, biological process: translation. The record is from RefSeq and is a predicted model, not a curated record. The transcript has 3 exons. Lineage: Eukaryota; Viridiplantae; Streptophyta; Magnoliopsida; Ericales; Balsaminaceae.